CCCCGAGGGACCGUGACAGGCCCAGCCAUACAUUCGCCAGACUCCAACCAUGGGCACCAAGAGAACCGCCUCCGAGGCCCGCCAGGGCUUCCGUGGAAACAAGCCCUCGAACCACAAGGCGAAUGGCUAUAAAGGCAGGAAUGACGGCCCGCGCGGCAGGAAGCCUGCCAUGGACGGGGAGAAGAAGGCUCUGGCUUUCCAACCGCGUCCCGAUUGGCACACCGCCGAACUCCCAACUCUUCCCGUACCGGAUCAGAUCGAAAAACCGCCCUCUCGUGCCGUGCUUGAAGAGCUCCAACAAUAUGCCGAUUCCCUUCUGGACGCCGAGAACUCCAACUAUUCUUCCAAAAACAUGGCCGCCGACUCCUCGCACAAGUUCUUGUCGACUAUCAUGGCUUCGGGUACCCUCGAGGAUAAGGUCUCUGCUUUGACCUUGCUGAUCCAGGAAUCGCCUCUGCACAAUGUGAAGGCGUUUGAAAACUUACUGGGAAUGUCAAAGAAGAAGAGUAGGAACCAGGCACUUAUGGCGUUGGGUGCGUUGAAAGAUUUGCUUGGUGCAGGUGUUGUGUUGCCGCCAGACCGGAAACUGAGAUCCUUCCUGAAGCAGCCGGGUCUUCUCAGUGUUUUCUCGGGCAAGAAUGCCAACUGGAAGAGUGGUGACCGUUUGCCUCCCGGAGUCGACGAUGCGCAUCUGGUGGCCUGGGCAUACGAGGACUGGCUGAAGCGGACAUACUUUGACCUGCUCAAGGUGCUUGAAGGAUGGUGUAACGACGAAGUGCCGUAUGCGCGGAGCCGGGCGAUCACCAUGGUCUGGGAACUGCUAAAGGAGAAGCCGGAACAGGAAGAGAACUUGCUUAGGCUUCUCAUCAACAAGCUCGGUGACACGGACAAGAAAAUCGCGUCGCGGGCGUCCUAUCUGCUUCUCCAGCUGCAGAUUUCCCAUCCGGUCAUGAAAGGUGUUGUGAUUAGUGCGAUUGAAUCCGACCUCCUUUUCCGGCCGGGCCAGAGCACGCAUGCGAGAUACUACGCUAUCAUCACCCUCAACCAGACGAUUUUGAGCCUGAAGGAGCAAGAGGUGGCAAACAAAUUACUGGAAAUCUACUUCAGCAUCUUCCUUGCUUUGCUCAAGCAAUCACCAAGGCCGGGAGAGGAGAAGAAGCAAAGCCAACAGGGUGGUGGCGGUAAGGCCGGGAAGAAGGCUCAGCAGAAGGCAAAAGCAAAGGCUAAGGCGCAAGAGAAUGCCGAUGCGAAGGAUGUGGAAUUUAACGACAAGAUCAUCGCUCAAGUCUUGACUGGCGUUAACCGCGCCUUCCCUUACGCAAAGACCGACGACGCUACUUUCGAAAACCAGCUCGAUACUAUUUUCCGCGUCACGCAUUCGUCCAACUUCAACACCAGCAUCCAAGCCCUGAUGCUUAUCCAGCAGAUCUCCUCGACGAAGCACUUCUCCGCCGACCGAUUCUACCGGACACUGUACGAGUCGUUGCUGGACCCCCGUCUACUGACUUCGUCAAAGCAGAUCUUGUAUCUCAACCUUUUGUACAAGUCGUUGAAGGCGGAUGUCAGCAUCAAGCGCGUCAAGGCCUUUGUCAAACGUCUCUUGCAGAUUAUCACACUCCACGAGGCCCCCUUUGCGUGUGGUGUGCUAUAUCUCAUCGCCGAGCUGCAGACCACCUUCCCUAGCAUCAAGAUUAUGCUUGCCACCCCUGAGGUCACCGAGGACGAUGAGGAGGAGCACUUUGUUGACGCUCCUGAAGAUGGCGAAACCGACGGCGCGGCGGCGGAGAAUGCAGCCGCCUCGAGAGAAGUUGCUGCACCAACUUCAGAAGCGCCGCGAUAUGAUGGUCGCAAACGCGACCCCGAGCAUACAAAUGCUGACCUCGCCUGCCUGUGGGACAUUCUUCCCUUCCCGCAACAUUUCCACCCCUCCGUUUCACUCUUCGCUUCUCGCCUUCUGAACCAGGAGGAAAUGCCGCCCAAGCCUGACCCGACCCUCCACACCCUCAUGCACUUCCUCGACCGAUUCGCCUACCGCAACGCUAAGCAGAAGACGUCUGUCGGCAAGGGCGCAAGUAUCAUGCAACCUAUGGCCGGCGCUAGCACGGCUGACUUGCUCAUCAAAUCACGGGAUGGUGGUCGGACGGAAGCACCGCUCAACUCGGAGAAGUUCUGGCGCAAGCGUAUUGAGGACGUUGGUGCCGACGAAGUCUUCUUCCACCAGUACUUCGAGAAGAGUGGCAAGCGUGCGGCAGCAGACAAGAAGAAAAACAAGGCCAAGAAGGCAGCAGACGAUGAGGGCAGCGAGGAUGAGGAGGGAGAGAUCUGGAAGGCGCUUGUGGGCAGCAGGCCGGAGAUUGAAGGUGAUGCGGACGAGGACGAUGAGGAUUUGAGCGAGCUGGAAGAGGCGAUGGGCGACGAUGACGAUGAGGACAUGGACAUGGGCGAGGACGAAGGCGUCGAGAUCAACAUGGGCGACGCACCCUCAGAAGACGAAGACAUGGCAGAGGAUGCCGGCGCCGAAUCUGAUGACGGGUUCGACGCGGCUGCGCUGGAGGACGGCGACGAAGGCGCCUUUGUGGGCUCCGACGAGGAGCUGCCAAGCGACUUUGAGGGCUUCGGCGCGGGCGAGGAGGAGGGUGAGGAGGAGAGGCCGAGCAAGAAGAGGAAAGGCGACGACAAGAAGAAGAAGAGGAAACUCAAGAACCUGCCGACGUUUGCGAGCGCCGAGGACUACGCGAAGCUGCUCGAGGGCGACGAUUCGGAGUAAGGCGGUGUGUAGAAAAAGUGACCUGGGGCGUGGCUGGGGAAAAUGGUAUAAGAAUAGGCGUUGCGCACAUGUUUCUGGCUGUGAUAGGAAGGGGUUUCUCUUUGUUGGAUACCACGGUUGUGUUUAUGGAGGUGCAGCAAGAAUGUAUGCAUGUGCUCCUGCAG
Aplosporella prunicola CBS 121167 is the source of this 2931-nucleotide messenger RNA. RefSeq lists its product as uncharacterized. The record is from RefSeq and is a predicted model, not a curated record. Lineage: Eukaryota; Fungi; Ascomycota; Dothideomycetes; Botryosphaeriales; Aplosporellaceae. The transcript is spliced from 2 exons. Gene Ontology annotation, cellular component: nucleus. The coding region runs from base 50 to 2767 and encodes 905 amino acids.